UAGUAUCUGUUCUUAUCAGUUUAAUAUCUGAUACGUCCUCUAUCCGAGGACAAUAUAUUAAAUGGAUUUUUGGAAUUAGGAGAUGGAAUAGGAGCUUGCUCCGUCCACUCCACGCAUCGACCUGGUAUUGCAGUACUUCCAGGAACGGUGCAUCCCCCCUUCGGGGGAACAUUUUGGUCAUCAAAAAAAAGAGUACAGUAAUUCACGUACCUCGCUGUUCACGAAACGAAACCGCAUCCACUGGAUCGGAUUCCGCGCGCGCUGGUGACGCAGCUGCUGCGCCGGAAGUGCGAGCCGUAGGCUCCGGGACUCAGCUAUGGCUGCUGCGGCAGCACGCUGGAAUCAUGUGUGGGUCGGCACCGACACCGGCAUCCUGAAAGGUGUGAACCUUCAGCGCAAACAAGCGGCCAACUUCACGCCGUCGGGACAGCAGCGGCGCGAGGAGGCGGUGAGCGCCCUGUGUUGGGGCGCGGGCGGCGAGACUCAGAUCCUGGUGGGCUGUGCGGAUGGGACAGUGAAGCACUUCAGCACCGAGGAGGGCAGGUUCCAGGGUCAGAGGCACUGCCCCGGAGGGGAGGGCAUAUUCCGAGGCCUCGCCCAAGUCGACGGCACCCUCAUCACAUGUGUGGAUUCUGGGAUUCUUCGAGUGUGGCAUGACAAUGACAAGGAGGCAUCCUCUGACCCUCUCUUGGAACUGAGGGUGGGCCCUGGGGUGUGUAGGAUGCGCCAAGACCCAGCACGCCCCCACAUGGUUGCCACAGGUGGGAAGGAGAAUGCUCUGAAGGUGUGGGACCUGCAGGGCUCUGAGGAGCCUGUGUUCAGGGCCAAGAACGUACGGAAUGAUUGGCUCGACCUGCGGGUUCCCAUCUGGGACCAGGACAUACAGUUCCUCCCUGAGUCACAGAAGCUCGUCACCUGUACAGGGUACCACCAGGUCCGUGUCUAUGAUCCAGCCUCCCCCCAGCGCAGGCCGGUCCUCGAGGCCACCUACGGAGAGUACCCACUGACAGCCAUGACCCUCACUCCUGGGGGCAAUUCGGUGAUUGUGGGGAACACUCAUGGGCAGCUGGCAGAAAUUGACCUUCGGCAGGGGCGCCUACUGGUCUGUCUGAAGGGGCUGGCGGGCAGCGUCCGAGGCUUGCAGUGCCACCCUUCAAAGCCCCUUCUAGCCUCCUGUGGCUUGGACAGAGUCUUGAGGGUACACAGGAUCCGGAAUCCACGGGGCCUGGACCAUAAGGUUUAUCUUAAAUCUCAACUGAACUGCCUCCUGCUGUCAGGCAGGGAUAACUGGGAGGAUGAACCCCAAGAGCCUCAAGAGCCCAACAAGGUGCCCUCAGAAGACACGGAGACAGAUGAACUCUGGGCUUCCUUGGAGGCAGCUGCCAAGCGGAAACUCCCCGAUUUGGAGCAGUCCCAAGGCGCCCUCCAAACCAGACAGAGAAAGAAGAAGAGGCCUGGGUCCACCAGCUCCUGAAGAGCUUGUGCUCACGUUGUAAAUAAACAGCUUAAUACGUA
Mesoplodon densirostris (Blainville's beaked whale) is the source of this 1515-nucleotide messenger RNA. RefSeq names its product WD repeat domain 74 (gene WDR74). The coding region runs from base 317 to 1474 and encodes 385 amino acids. Gene Ontology annotation, molecular function: protein binding. The transcript is spliced from 12 exons. Lineage: Eukaryota; Metazoa; Chordata; Mammalia; Artiodactyla; Ziphiidae. Gene Ontology annotation, cellular component: nucleolus; preribosome, large subunit precursor. Gene Ontology annotation, biological process: ribosomal large subunit biogenesis. The record is from RefSeq and is a predicted model, not a curated record.